ACGUCAGCAUACUGCCACAGAUCCAGCAGCACUGCAGAUCUCUCUGUGUGCUGCUAUUCUUCCUAUGAGGGUGAAAGACAGGAGGAGGAGUGGGAGUGAGUGAGUGAGAGAAGCGUCUGGCAGCCAUCCCAGUCAAACAGUAAUGCAGAGUAAAGGGGGAGAUAGCAGUCUUUUCACUGAGCCUCAGAACAGGAUACAGCACUGCGGCCCGGGAGCCCUCCCUUUGUGUGCCAGUGGGCGUGUGAUCUCACCGCUGAGAGGAGGGGCCCCCUUUCCCCUGUCUGGCCAAUCCUUGAGCUCGGUGACUAGGUCACGUGAGAAUCCCUCUUUCGGGUUGCCAUGACAAUGUGCACUGGUCCAGACAGCAUCUUACUGUGGUGAGAAGGGAAGAGAAGAGGAGGGAGGAUAGACAGAGGGCGGGAGAGCAAGAGAACAAACCCCAGACACCUAUGCUGCGCACCUUUCCUCUAAUGAGGAUGCCUGAGACGGGGAGAUAGACUUCACCGGAGCAGAGUGUGUGCUAGAGCCAGGGGCUGGGCCCUGACCAGAGACCCCCAGAGGCCCCCAACUGGGGGGGGGAGGUCCAUGGGGACCAUGGGGGACCUGGGAGGCUUCACCACCACAGGGGAGAGGGUGAACCCGGCCCACAUCCUGUUUGACCGCUUCGUCCAGGCCUCCACUUGCAAGGUCACGCUCAAGGCCUUCCAGGAGCUCUGUGACCAUCUGGAGCUCAAGCCCUGUGAGUACCGGGUCUUCUACCACAAGCUUAAGUCCCGUCUCAACUACUGGAAGGCCAAGGCACUCUGGGCUAAGCUUGACAAGCGGGCCGGCCAGAAGGAGUACAAGAAAGGACGUGCAUGCACCAACUCUAAGUGUUUGAUCAUCGGGGCAGGACCAUGUGGCCUGCGGACGGCCAUCGAGCUGGGCUUCCUGGGCGCCAAGGUGGUGCUGCUGGAGAAGAGGGAUGCCUUCUCCAGGAACAACGUGCUGCACCUGUGGCCCUUCACCAUCCAGGACCUCCGAGGCCUCGGGGCCAAAAAGUUCUACGGAAAGUUCUGUGCCGGAGCCAUCGACCAUAUCAGUAUCCGGCAGCUCCAGCUGAUGCUGCUGAAGGUGGCCCUGCUCCUGGGCAUCGAGAUCCACGUCAACGCGGAGUUCAAGGGUCUCAUCGAGCCCCCCGAGGACCAGGAGAACGAGAGGAUAGGGUGGAGGGCUGAGGUCCUCCCCAGGACACACCCAGUCAACGAGUUGGAGUUUGAUGUCAUCAUUGGUGCAGAUGGGAGGAGAAACACGCUGGCAGGGUUCAGGAGGAAGGAGUUCCGGGGCAAGCUGGCCAUCGCCAUUACAGCCAACUUCAUCAACAGGAACACCACAGCCGAGGCCAAGGUGGAGGAGAUCAGCGGAGUGGCCUUCAUCUUCAAUCAGAAGUUCUUCCAGGACCUCCGGGAAGCCACGGGAAUUGACCUGGAAAACAUUGUCUACUACAAGGAUGACACACACUACUUUGUCAUGACUGCCAAGAAACAGAGCCUGCUGGAGAAGGGAGUCAUUCUGCAUGAUUAUGCGGACACAGAGAUGCUGCUUUCCAGGGCUAACGUGGACCAGGCAGCUCUGCUAUCUUACGCCCGCGAGGCCGCAGACUUCUCCACCAACCACCAGCUGCCCACGCUGGACUUUGCCAUCAACCACUACGGCCAGCCCGACGUGGCCAUGUUCGACUUCACCUGCAUGUACGCCUCAGAGAACGCGGCGCUGGUACGCCAACGCAACGGGCGCCAGCUACUGGUGUCUCUGGUGGGGGACAGUCUACUGGAGCCCUUCUGGCCCAUGGGCACUGGUAUAGCCCGGGGUUUCCUGGCAGCCAUGGACUCCGGCUGGAUGGUGAAGAGCUGGGCCCAGGGAAACACAUCUCUGGACGUGCUGGCUGAGAGGGAGAGCAUAUAUCGCUUGCUGCCUCAGACAACGCCAGAGAACAUCAAUAAGAAUUUCAGUCACUACAGUGUGGACCCCACCACGCGCUACCCUAAUAUUAGUCUCCACUUCCUCAGGCCCAACCAGGUACGACACCUCAUAGACACAGGGGAUUCAAGUAGGGAAAUGCUUAUUGAAAUGGAGAAUGUAGUCAACUCGUCAACACCCAAGCUCACCCGAAAUGAAUCCAUAGCUCGCUCCAGCAAGCUGCUAAACUGGUGUCAGAGGCAGACGGAGGGCUACAGAAAAGUCAGUGUGACUGAUCUCACCAUGUCCUGGAAGAGUGGCAUGGCCCUGUGUGCCCUCAUCCACCGCUACAGACCUGACCUCAUUGACUUUGACUCCCUGGAUGAGCGGGACCAGCAGAAGAACAAUCAGCUGGGCUUUGACGUGGCCGAGAGGGAGUUUGGCAUCUCACCUUGCAUGACAGGCAAGGAGAUGUCCCAGGUGGCGGAGCCUGAUAAGCUCUCCAUGGUCAUGUACCUCAGCCAGUUCUACGAGAUGUUCAAGGACACAGUGCCCCCUGGGGCCGGAGGGGACCAGAACAUGAGCCCUGAGGAGAAGGCUGCGUUGAUCAACAGUACAAAGUCCCCCAUCUCCUUCCUCAGCAAGCUGGGCCAGAGCAUCGCUAUCUCACGGAAGCGUAACCCCAAGGACAAAAAGGAGAAGGAGGUGGAUGGUUUGGGGAAGAGGAGGAAGACCAGUCAGGCUGACCACUCUGAAGACGAAGAGGUUUUGAGGGGUAACCGUGACGACAAGCCAUCUAACAGUACUGCUCUGACAGAAAGGAAGAUGAAGGAAGAGUCAGCAGCUCUAGGGAACCACAACAAAGUCAAGUCCAUGGCCACCCAGCUCCUCGCCAAGUUUGAGGAGAACGCCCCCGUCGAAUCCAAGGGCCUCAAAAGACAGGGGGAUUCUCUGCCCAGUUUGGGUGUCGUCCUGGCGCUGCCCCCUCCCCCUGCCUCCCUGGGCCCCCCCAGGGAGCCUGUCCGCCUAGCUCCGGUCCCUGCAUGGAGACAGCCAAGAAGCGGUACAGAGUGGUGUUCGGGCUCACGGAGCUGCCCUAAGAAAACCAUUCUACUUUCCUCCACCUCCUCGCUCUCUCUUCACUCACAGCACUGUGAUAGAGAAGGUUUGGAGGAGGAAGGGACCACACAGGACCAGACACCUCAGGCUCACCGGAAAUGGGAAUCCGUGCAGCUUGAGGAACCAGAGCCUAUUCACAUCCCUAGCAUCCAGGAGAGGUCUGCGUGGCUAGUCGCUAAGUUUAAGGGUAAACCCGAGAAACUAAAGCGUAAGAAAAAGCCCUCGUGUUUCUUUAUAGAACCGUGGCACCUGUCAGCCAGAACCCUCAGCCAGAACACACAAAGCCUCCUCUCCCCCCCUGAAGCUCUUGGACAGAGCUAUUUAAAGAUGUACACAGGGGAAGUGAGCUUAUUGGCUGAGCAGAUAGCCAAUCAGCUUCAGCCUCAAGAGGAACCUAAGCCCUUACUUGACAAAAGGGAGUUGAGUUCCCUGAGGAAGGAGUUCCCCCAGAACAUCGGGGGCAGUGAUGUGUGCUUCUUCUGCCGGAAGCGUGUGUACGUGAUGGAGCGGCUGAGUGCCGAGGGCAAGUUCUUCCACCGCAGCUGCUUCAAGUGUGACUACUGCGGCACCACACUACGACUUUCGUCCUACGCCUUCGAUGUGGAGGACGGGAAGUUUUACUGCAAGCCCCACUACUGUUACCGCUCGUCUGGUCAGGCUCAGAGGAAGAGGCCGGCACAGACCCCUGCUCUGCUCAAUGCUAAGGACAACCAGGCUUCCUUGCCCACGGCGGUCACUGUGGACUCCCCUGGGAGGGGGGCGAUGGCAUCCCCUUCCCCCACCGAGCGCCGGUCCUCAGUCCCGGAGGUGAACGGGCUGCAGGAGCCCAGCCUGGCUAAGCGUCUGCGGGGCACGCCGGAGCGCAUCGAGCUGGAGAACUACCGUCUGUCUCUGCAGCGGGAGGAGGACCUAGAGGAGGUGCCAGAGGAGACGCUGGCCGAACACAACCUAAGCAGUGUGUUGGACAAGGACGCGCACGCAGACCUGGGCUCCAGCAGCUCUGAGUCUGACAUGGAGGAGGAGGACCAGGAUGAAGAGGAGCAACAUGAGGAGGAGCAGCAGGAGCCCCCCAGCCCCUCAGACCUGGGAGGAGUACCCUGGAAGGAGGCUGUGGAGCUCCAUGCCAAGCUGAAGACUGACAGCGACCCAGGGGCUGAGGGAGAGGACGGUGAGGGAGAGGACGGUGAGGGAGAGGACGGUGAGGGAGAGGACGGUGAGGGAGAGGACGGUGAGGGAGAGGACGAGACACAUGGUCACAUCGCUAGGGAUCUAGAAGUGGAGGAGGAGGAAGAUGACGAAGAAGAGGAGGACGAUGAGGCGGAAUCGACUGAUGAGGGGGAGUACUGCCCGUGGGAGCAGGAGCUCCAGUCAGGCAUAUGGCUGGAGAACCUCCAAGACGAAGAGGAUACCUGUAGAUUUAAAGCCAGAAACCUGCAGAUCCAGCAGGUGCUGCAGCCUGUGGAUCCGACGGGCAUUAAGAAUCUCAGACGAGUCUCCGCACUGUCAGAGGGGGACAAGGAGGAGCCUCCUGCCUCGGCCUCCCAGCCAUCCACCACGCUCACCCAGUCCCCCUCCACAGCCCCCGCCCACACAUCCACUCGUCAUGAGGCUGUGCGAGUCUGGUUGGAGUCGGUGUCCGGAGAGCCCUGUGAGGAUGACGACCCGGAAGCAGAAGUGGGCAGCCAUGAUUUUGAGCCAGGCACCGAGAUGGACCAGGAGGACAUUCCCUCUGACGCGGAGGCGGAGGCUCGUCUGCACCAGUCAGAGUUCAGUGAUGCGCUUCCUGAAGAGGACAAGAAGUCGCAGAGUCAGGGGAUCACCUAUAGCAUUGAACAACCUAGUGUCAGUCCAGUGAAGUUAGUUGCGGAAGUUGUGCUCUCGCCAGUCAAACCAUCGACUCCACAGCCUGAUUUACAAAUGUCUCACACGUCUCCUCCCUACCUGGUCAAAUCACCCGGAAUGCGCUUUUUCCCAGAUCCCUUGGCAUUGGAGAACGUCACAAUACCCCAGAGGACAGUUCAGACUCCCAACACCAAGAGCCCCCAAUACGCUACCCCUGCCCUAUCCCCCAUUCACUCCCCUGUUCAAUCCCCUAUUCGCUCCCAGCCUAUCCCACUGCCUGAGACGGUCACCCCAAAAUCCCCUGUCAACUCUCCACCCUGCUCCUGCCCCCCGACAGGGAACCCGCUGUCUCCCAUCUGUGCCCAGCCGCUGCCCUGCCACGAGCCCUCCUCACCCCUCACCUCUGACUCCCCUGUCAGAACUCAGCCUGUCCCUGCCAUCACCUCCACUCCGCUGGCCAAACCAGCCUCCUCUGACAGGACUACCCCCGAGCCUCAAAAAUCUCUGGACCUCACAGACGAAACCCUGGUGAAGAAGACGGACAUCAUCGAGGAGUUCUGGCUGAAGAGUGCCGAGAUUAGGAAGAGCCUGGGUCUCACCCCACUGGACCGUAGCAGCAGCAGCAAAGCCCCAGAGAAGGGUCAUGUUACUGUGGGUAAGGUGCCCACUCCGGACUCCCCCUCGACCAAGUCCUAUACCUCAGAGGAUCUCUCAGAGGAGCUUAGGCCUUCCCCUUCUCCCUUCACCGGUCGCUCGGUCAUUCGCAGGCUGAACAUUACAGUGGAGGGCCAGGUCAUCUCCCCUGCGGAGCCCAAGAGCAUUGGCUCAGGACGGAGGGACCUCAGCAGCAGCUCCGGCCUAGGCCUCAACGGCAGCAUGGCCACCAACCAGACCAGCCAGGCGGCCAGUGACAGCUACCACACUUCCGACUCCACCAUGCUCACCCCACCAUCCAGCCCCCCGCCGCCCCCGCCCAACGAGGAGCCAGCUACUCUCAGGCAGCAGCAGAAGCACCAGGUGUCCUGGGACAAUGGGAUCGAUGGCCCCACUACACCUGAGCCAGCCAAGAAGCCAGCCAAGGCCGCACUCACCAAGACCAACAGCCCUGUGCCUGCACCAAGGACCCAACUCAGCCCUGUGUCUAUGCCAGUAUCUGCGCCCAAGCCUGCCCCCAGGACUACACCGGUCACCUCGCCAGUCACCUCGCCGGUCACAGCUCCGGUCACUCCGUUGGUGGUCAUGAGACGGGAGAAGAGCAGCAAACCACGUCGGGAGGAGGUGAGGAAGUCAUUCGUGGAGUGUGUGGCGGAGAUCCCGUUUGCGGACGAUGUGGAGGACACGUACGACGAGCGGACGCCGGACACAACCAUGGACAGGUUCUACACUCUGCCCAGCAGCAAGCCCAACAGGGAGAGGGAGAAGCGUCCCCUGCACCUGGCCCUGGCCAUGGAAAACGGAAAGCCCAUUUUCCCUGUGAACCAGCAGGCCUCGAAGAGCCAGAAGGCCCAGCAGUUCUCCCCGGAGGCCAAGGAAAUAGCAGAGGAACGGAUGAGAGCCAGAGAGAAGUCCAUCAAGAGCCAAGCUCUGAAGGAAGCCAUGGCCAAGCAGCUCAACAAGAUGAAAGAGACGGACACUGCCAAGGGCGCCGCCGCCACGGCUAAAGUGGUGUGGAACGUGGCCUCAUCAGAGACUUCCGGGAAAAGUACUAAGAAGUCAUCCGGUUCUCCAAAGACGUAUGCAGUGAAAUCUCUUGAGUCGAAGAAGGCUGAGACUCUAUCAGAGCGUUUCUUUAGCAGUCAGGGUAACAAGAGUCUGGACAGCUCGACCGUCUCCUCCGACGGCUCCGCCUCGGGGGGCAAGAGCAAGAAGCGCGGCUCGCUUUUCUCACCGCGCAAGAACAAGAAGGAGAAGAAAGCCAAGAAUGAAAGCCAGCUCUCGGUCAAGCACGGCACAGACGAGACGCCGUCGCCGCCCAAACACAAGUCCCUGUGGAAGGCUGUGUUCUCGGGGUACAAGAAAGACAAGAAGAAGAAUAAGGACGACAAGUCAUGUCCCAGCACGCCAUCCAGCUCCAACACCAACGACUCCGGGAAGAAGCGAUUGUCGCCUCUCGGCAGGUCGUCAGAUUUGAAGUCGCGCAGAAACCUGAGCUUCUCUGAGGACUCGGAUCUGUCAUGUGAUGAUGUGCUGGAGAGGUCUUCUCAGAAGUCUAGGACAGACUCUGUUUAUGUCCCUCACGCAUUGGCGUUCAAGAGAGCGUACGCCACCAAGAAAACCUACACAGAGGAGGAGCUCAAUGCCAAGCUGACACGUAGGGUACAGAAAGCUGCCCGGCGACAGGCCAAGCAGGAGGAGCUGAAGAGACUGCACAGAGCCCAGACCAUCCAGAGGCAGUUGGAGCAGGUGGAGGAGAAACAGAGACAGCUGGAGGAGAGGGGUGUGGCCGUGGAGAAAGCCCUGCGAGGGGAAGCAGGAUUGUAUAAAGGGACUUAUUGUACUAUACCAAAACAACACAAAAGACGAUCAGACUAUUGGGGAGAGUCUAAUUACAGUGAAAUCCUGGACUUGCAUCUGGGCGUUGAGCCUUUUGUCGGGACCCCUCGCCGAAGACCUAUCUCCUUCUGCCCCUGCUGUUCCCCUGAAGGGAUGGGGAAAAAGGACGACCCCAAGCUCAUGCAGGAGUGGUUCAAACUGGUCCAGGAGAAAAACGCCCUGGUGCGAUACGAAUCUGAGCUGAUGAUAUUUGCACGAGAAUUGGAGCUGGAGGAUCGUCAGAGUCGACUGCAGCAGGACCUGAGGGAGCGCAUGGCAAUUGAAGACCACCUGAAGACAGAGGUGGAGCUGGCGCAGGAGAAGCAUAUCCUGAAUGAGAUGCUGGAGGUGGUGGAGCAGAGAGACUCCCUGGUAGCCCUCCUGGAGGAGCAGAGGCUCAGGGAGAAGGAGGAAGAUAAGGACCUGGAGUCUGUCAUGCUCUCAAAGGGUUUCAACCUCAACUGGGCCUGAAACUAGACGCACCAUCCACCCCCACUCAGAUAAUACACUACCCCUCCCCUGUGUCAGGGCUCAGUGAAGACCUAAAUCACGGUUCCAUGCGUACAGAACGGAGUUGUUCUUUCACGGCCCUUCUGUUGGCGAAUGUGCGCAGAGUUGUCCUAUCAUGGCUCCGCUGUUGGAGCAGUCUAAAAUGUUUACAUAUCUACUCUGCCACCAGGCAGGCAUCAUUACCUAGUGAUAUCUCACCUCACGGUGGGAGGAGCAACUACAGCCUGGACUUUCUCAGAACCUCAGAAGGUCUUUCGACGUGAUUCUCCAGAACGGGGAACUUACCUCCUCUAGGAAGAAUUUUAUUUUUUAUUUCUUUUAAUCUCGAUCACACAAAGGGAAGAAAGAGGUUUGGUCCUGCUGAUGUAAAGGAAUUCAAAAUAUGAUACCGGUUUCUGUGUAUUGAAUGUGCAUAACACAACACAUUAAAGAAGCUGUGGUUUUAGAUGAGGGUAGGCCCUUGAUCUAUCGAUUGUUAAGAGUUUCUGUAGAAAGGGGAGGAGUGGACCGAAGACUGGUCUCUCUCAUCCUAACCUCAUGACAUCCUCUGCCAUUGUGAAUGCUGACUGAGGGAGGGACAUCCUCUGCAUUAGCUGGCUUUCUCUCCAAUUACACAGUGGCUUCCAUGUUCUGAGGAGCCAAUGAGGAUCACACUCUAAAAGGCCUGUCAUUUCUUUGCACAGAGAUUCACACUAAGAGUCAACGAUAAGGAUCAUUGGAAUCUGGUCACUUAGUCGUUUUCAAUUGUGUAUUUAUUAGCGUUGUUUUUACAAAGAACCCAAAUGAACUGUUUUUGGUAUUUUCGUUCAUGGAUGAGAGUGCCUGAACUGGUGGCUCAACAGAAUGCACUUGUGCUCUCUUUAUGACAUUGACAGCAAGGAAACUAACGGAAAACUCCAUCACCCAGAAGCCAGUGCGUGUCAGGACUGUAUGCUGCUGCAGACUCAUAUAGAAGCAUAUCAUGUGUUACAAAGUGCACGUUUUGUCAUUGCAGCCGACUUUAAAGGCGAGUCGGACUGACUGAUCUACAAAUCACCUUGCAUCCUAAAUAACUACUCAAUAUUAUUUGUAGCUCAGUCAGUCACUAUUUACCCAUGAUACAUCACGGUUUUGAUGCUCUAACCUGUAGCAUAGAUUAAUUGACACAUGCACACUUCAGCAAGGAACCCACUUGACACAUCUCUUAGGCUCCUAGUUCUGAGUGAUAAUGUGUCCUUCUCCAUAUGAUGCCUUUCCCUGUAUAUCACAUAAAAAUGUCAGUUUAUAUAAUCAGUUGCCCUUAUUCAAUACUAAUUGGCAUAUACUGUACCGUGAAAUAUCCUCAGUGUAGAUGAAAUGUUAAAAAGAGAAAGACAUAGCAGUCGAGUUAGUUUGAUCUCAGAAGAGGCAGUGUCUUAUUGGACUUACACAGUAUAUCAGUGCAUCGUGUUAUCAUCAUAAUACCAGAAGUGAACUGACACGUCACUAACUGGUGUCACAGUACAGUUGUGUCAGUGAAUAUUUUGCUAUAUCAAAGGGGAUAAACCACAGAACUCAAACACAGCCUCUGGCUUCGCUAUCCGACCUGCUUUGGAGCAAAAUGCCUUUUUCAUUUGUUUUAAUAUUUUACAGUUUUCUUUUGAGUUUCAAACUUGUAUGUAUCCCACCAGGGUACAUUUAACUUUUUUGUUAAUCCUUUUUAUACAACUACAGGUCGCCAAACAGCAGUCAUGAGUAGAAGUGGAGACACGAGGCUGCUCUACUGCUCGAAGUAAACCGCUUCUAUUCAGUCACAGGAGCAUGUACAUUUGUUUGUCAUACGAACCUACUGGCCUUUCUGCCAAACUGUAAACCUUUGGUUGGUCACCGUUUGUUGUUGUUGCUGUAUAGAGUUACACACCGUGAGAAUAUGUGUAAGAAUUAAACAGAGCUGUGAAUACAUAAAAAAAGUUACAUUUCAAGGCUUGGUGUUUUAGAUGGUGUGAUACGUUUGACAGAUUGUAUUGAUAUUUAUUAACAUGUGUGCAAAAAUGUAUCAUAUGUAAAGAAAAAUGAAUCCUAAUUUUUAAAACACAUGGCAGAUAUGUAAAUGCUUAUUCAUGUAGCGAAAAUGCAUAGAGUGUUGGAUGUAUGCUGAAACGGCAAUAAAACCAUGCAGUUAUUUUAAAAAGUA
This is a messenger RNA of Oncorhynchus mykiss (rainbow trout), 10093 nucleotides long. Lineage: Eukaryota; Metazoa; Chordata; Actinopteri; Salmoniformes; Salmonidae. The record is from RefSeq and is a predicted model, not a curated record.